CUCCCGGUCUUCUCGGCCUCUACUACCGUCUCUUCUCUAGUUUCGCCCGCCGCGCCUCGCCUCGCCGCCUGCGCCGCUUCCCAUCCAUCUCCCGCGAGGUGGGUGCCGUCGUCCUUCUGCUUCCGCCUCCGGAAAGUAAACCCGAAAGGAUGGAGUUGAGAUUUAAGGCACCCGAUUAUGCUACGUGGAAAAAGGAGGCAGCUGCAUGCGACAAAAAUAAUGGCAAUGAUAAAGAUGGAUCAAUUCCAGUAAGAAAUAAGUAUCCACGGCACCCUCCCCCUCGUUUUGAACUUGCUGAGGGAUUAGAUUAUAAAAAGAUUGACAAGUUUAUGGAUGAAAGGGCUAUUUCGAUUGCCAAGACCAUAGCAAAUGACAUAAUCAUCCCAGACCCUGCUCCUGAGUGGAUGUGUCAUACCUUCUUGGACAAACAUGAUGAAUUGGAGCCCAUCUUUGUAAAGGAUAGCCCCCGUUGCUUCCUCCGAUAUUUCAAGAACUGUGGGUGCUAUGGCAUGUCAUGGAAUCUCACCAUCACCGCACAAACCUUAACCUGCAUGGUUAGUUUCAAUGCCCUGAGAUGUGCAAAAGUUGUAUUGGAGGGCAGGGCACCUGAGCUCUUUGGGAUGCAUGCCAAUCCCAACUGCGUAACCAAAUACGGAUACUUCCCGCUUCACGAAGCUGCUGAAAGGUUCUCUGUUGAGAUGAUCAAGCUACUCUUACGCUUUGGUGCAUCAGCCAAUGUACGCACAGUUGGCGACGAUGUCAUUGAGGACCUACUCCCGCUCCAUAUUGCGAUUGAGAAUACUUGCCUGCAUAAGUAUCUUGAGGACAAUCUUUCGCCCAGCCAGAAUCAUUUGGAUUAUAUCUACAAGCUUAUCCACCUGCUAUGUUUACCUGAAAUGAAGAUCUUCUUGGAUACAAUUAGACUGCUUGCAGGAAAAACAAAUAAUCUACUUGAAGAGCUCUGGUAUUACAUUGAGGAUGGAAAACUCAUCCAGUCUGCAAUUCUACUACUGGCUGCUCAGGAGCAGAUCCGAGGGGGCUGUUCCUCCAAGAUAAAUGGCAGUAGUAAGAAAGAUGGGUUUGGCAUUAUCUCUAAGCGUAUACUGAGGCUUUCAUUUGCCCUGAGAUGGGAGAAAGGUUCAAAUGGAAUGGCACAGAAGCUUCGGGAGGAAAAGAGGGCACUUAUUGAUUGCACAGGCCUGCUUGUUGAUGUAAUUUCCCAAGCUGGUGAACCUCUUUCUGCAUACGUUCAGGCGCAUUCAGAGGCGCCCCAUGUGGAGGUUUUGGAACAUGUUUCAACUAUCCUCAAGGAGUAUGGGUUUUACCCCACUGCAGAAGUCAUUGACACUAUGAACCUUCAGCCUUAUGACUGCGAAAUGGAGAGAGAGUCAUGUAGCAAAGAUGCAAACAUGGCAUUUACAGAAACAGCUAAUCGGCACGCUUCGGAGGAAAAGGCUGGGAGAAAGGAAGUAGGCGGAGGAUGGGAUCCCACGUAUACAAGGAGAAAUUUUUUCCCAUAUUGGAGAUCAGUUUUACGAACCCUGUGUCCUGUGAAGGUGUAUCCAGUCUAUGCAAGAGCAGAUGCUAAUUCUGGGCGUGAUCUUGAACAGAUCCGUAUCUUUCAGAGUAACUCAAUGGCCAAUCGAUCUACCCGAACUCAAAAUCGUAUGCUUGAUUCAGUGGGAAGAAUCCCACCAUUUGCAAACAAUCAUCAAUCCAAAAGGAGCUUCAGCACUUGUGCUACUGGUGCAUUCAGGCUCUUGAAGCUGCUGAAGUUCUAUAGUUGAGAGACCAAAUAUUGACUUUUCUCUGAAAAUUAAUUCACCUGUGACAGAUCUAGUGUGACAGAUCUAGCAUGGGGGCUCCGGUACCCUUGCCCGCUGGAUCUUGAGGUAAGGGGGAAGAAGAGGGAUUUGAGGAAGAAGGCAAUGACCCUCCUCCAUUCUCAAGCUGCAUCAACCCCUGUAAUUUACAAUAAAUAUGAUUCAUUUUAUCUGUAUAUAGCAAAUUAAUUUAUAAAAAGGGUAAAAAAAAAGGAAAUAUUUUUUUCUUAAAAAUAGAUCCUUCACACCAAAAGAGGCUGGCGCCAAGGGCCUACUUAUAAGAAAAGGUACUUGCGUUUGGAACAUGUUUAGAAAUUUUUUUCUUACAAAUAAGUCCUUGGUGUCAAUUUUUUUUGCGCUAACCCUAUCACGUCAGCGACUUAGCUAUAAUAUAAGGGCGCUAUGGGUGGCAGUGCCAGUUGGCGCUAGUGAAUCUCUUCUUCUUAAAUGAAACAAGGCUCUUUCUGUACUUUUCUUAGGUUUUUCCUAAAAAAAAUAACGUCGUUGUCGUCUCUUAUCCAAACGUUUAACAUUUCAAUUUAUUUAAAUAAUUGUGCAAAUAUAUGAAUCAGGUUUAAAGUACUUUUAAUAAUAAAUAAAUCGUAAUAAAAUAAAUUAUAAUUAUAUUUUUAAUAAGACAAUAUCUAUUAAAAAUUAGAGACGCUAUGUAUUAAAAAUUGAAGGGAGUAACUUUUUAGAGGUGUAACCAACUGUAACCUUCCUAACAAACUUUCCAUGCUUUAAUUUAUGUUGGAUUUGAACACAUUAUAAUUCUAUUGAUACAGAUUUGGUUUCUAGAAUCUGCUCCACAUCUUUUACUUGGGCAAGUCUAUAUCCAAAUUUUCAUAGGAUUCUUUCAAUACCACAAAACAUUUUUUUCCCAUUUUUUUCAUCCAAAUGUAUGUGUUGUUGCCCUGCACUUUUCAUCAUGAUGCAGGCUUGGAAUUAUCUCCAUUAUCUCUUACCGUCUCAUUGUUUCUCAUACUCUUACGUUUAUUAUGCUUAUUCCAACGGCUUAUUAGUGAUUAGAAAAUAAUUUAUAAGUAAAAUUUUAUAUAUGUUCUUAGUGACUCAAAAGAAAAUCUUGUAAAACAAACUACGAUGAAAAAACCCACAAAAUCACCUCCAAAAUUAAGUUUUAAAAAUUGAAAUUUAGCUUCUAAACAUGAGCAAAACAAUUAUGCUUUUAUUAUCCCUACCGAUCGAGCUGUUUUAGGGUAGAUCUAGUUUAUUAUUUUUUUACAAUGGGCCAUAUAUUUUAACCAAGGUUUCAUAAUGGACUAGGGUUAAAUCAAUGUUUUCACUUAACACCAUACAUCUUUACAUAAGUUGGGUGAGCAAAACAAGGGAAUAUGUGAGAGAGCUUCAUAUGAUUUACACAGGGAUAAUUAUAAAAGGCAAAACAUUUUAUGUUUUCUUCCUUCUUUUCAGUGUGUGGUAGUUAACUGUUCUAUUUCCUAUUUUAUUUUAUUCAUUUACCCCAAUGUAUAGAUCAUUUUGUGUCACUUUUAAACAUGUUCACGUCAUUAUUUUAGUGUGAUUUGCUGAAAAAAAUUGUUUUCAGAUUUGCUAUUUUUUUUCUAAAGAUAUUUAUCUUAAUACUGUGGCACUAAAAUUGAUGAUUUUAACUAUCUUUUCUCUGACAAGUUCCUUCGAUGUGCUCAACCAUAGUCCAAAGUGCCAACUAGUGUAAACAUAUAUGGUGUUUAGUGAAAAGGUUGGUGUGGACCUUGCCCAUUGUGAAACUUUGGUCAAAAUAUAUGGUGCAAUGUGAAAUUUACUCUAUUUUUUAUUAUAACAGUGUAACACGUGACCUUGACCCCCCCCCCCCACCAAAAAAAUAGAGAGAAUUGGGAAAAAGAAUAGGACCCCUUAUGGAUGGGUUCACAGGCCACGUGGUGGACCAUCUCCACCUCCCCCACCUGCCCCCUAUCUCUCUAGUGAGAAAUUUUCAUAUCUCCUACGCAUAGAAACUAGUUUCACCGAAAUUUUCAUGGCCUUUUACAUUUGCAAAUUAUUUUUUCUCAAUUUCAAUUUCUUUUUCGCGCAGAACGAUUGAGCCAGGGGUAAAUACGUUUGAGAAAAGAAAUUGUGAAA
Molecule: messenger RNA, 3920 nt
Organism: Oryza sativa Japonica Group (Japanese rice)
Lineage: Eukaryota; Viridiplantae; Streptophyta; Magnoliopsida; Poales; Poaceae
Biological process (GO): positive regulation of protein catabolic process; protein ubiquitination
Molecular function (GO): protein binding
Source: RefSeq, a predicted model, not a curated record